CUCUAACCAUAGCCCUAAGGUAGUGAUCUUGGAAUAACAUGCCACUAAAACCGGAGGAGGAGGCAGAGUUAAGAUACACAUACGACGCGUUGAUAACAUUGCUAUCAGACGACAGCGCCUUCGACGCCGUGCUGCAUGCCGUGUUUACGAACAUUGACUCAAAGCGAGAUGGGACCCUAGACCACAAAGAGCUUCAGCGCUACAUAGCGGAGACAUGUGAAGAAAUGGGCUUGGAAGCCCCGCACCGCUCGCAGUGCCGAGGGAUCUUCAGACAAUUGGACCUCAACGACGACAACGCCAUCAGCACGGAGGAGUUGGGCGUCUUCUUGCGCCACUUCUUCCAGGAGCAGGUGGCCAUCUGUGCGCUCAAGCUGCGACCCCCUCGGAGACCCUGAGCGGCCCCUGCACGGUGGUGGUGCCGUCCCUGGUGCGGUGGUGCCGUCCCACAACACCGGGGGGCUUGGUGCGGAAGCAGCAGCGAGAGCUUAGCGGUGGUGGCUUUGCACAGCAGCUUGGCGACCCAGCCUGGGACAUUGUAGCGUCAGCGGUGCAGUGAAGGGUGUACAUCAGGCGUUGUUUCGCCGUCACGGUAUGUCGUAUGUGACGUGCGGUUUGAGCCAAGGCAGUGGCCAUGGGAAACGGGCCAUACCUGUGGAAGAGGUGGAUCAGGUGUGUUGUGAAUGGGCUGCCCCGCCACUGUUGGAUGUCCCCUAGUGCAGACGCAUGGGGACGUAGAGCUUGUGGCCUAUGUGAACGCACACGACGGCACAUGGUGUAAGGCAUUCUGUUUGUGUGGGGUGGAUCGGAGCGAGAGCUUACCCCGAUGGUUCCCUGAUGAUUUACAUUACCAGCUCAGCCAACCAGCUGGCCUACAUGUGACUAGAACGUCGUCUGCCGGGUUCAGGUCAUGGGUGUAGUAGGUGUUGUGUCUUGGGGUUGGGAAGGGUUAAAGGAUAUGGUCACGCGACCAAGUUAGGACUGGAUGUCGCGACUUGGAUACAGGCAUGUAGCACUUGUGUGGCGUUCGCGCGCUUUGCUGACGCCUCUCCUGCAGGUAACGUGCGGGUGGGCCCAGGCCCUUUGUAAGAGCCCGUUCAUACG
This is a messenger RNA of Astrephomene gubernaculifera, 1101 nucleotides long. The record is from the annotation of a GenBank genome assembly. NCBI's taxonomy places the organism in Eukaryota, Viridiplantae, Chlorophyta, Chlorophyceae, Chlamydomonadales, Astrephomenaceae.